CAUUAAAUGGUCGACCUCACCUCUCUCAUACCAUGGCGGCCGGCCCGACGCCAUGAUCGCGCGUUUCGAACUGGACGGAAGGUAAGCACCCGUGUCCUCAGCUCGUCAUGGCGAAGGAGACCUACCGUAGUCCCCGUCUCGGCGACCACAUGUACCUAGCUAAGGUACUCAAGAACGGUCCCGAGGCUUGUGGCAAGCAUGCGUCGCUCGACGGGACGAUUCUCGACGCCAAAGGCUUCCCCGGUGUCUUCCCUGAGCACGAGUACGAUGAUCGUCAAGCGUCACCAGGGUCUCGGUCACUUGAUUGAUAUGGCUGGCGACGGUGCUCAUGAUGCCCCUGCCCUGUCCCGUGCUAACAUCGGUAUCGCCGCCGUGCUACUCACGCUACCGCCAUCGUCUUGACGGAGCCCGGUCUUUCCACUAUCGUGCACGCCAUCCGGGGUUCGCGCCUCAUUUCCCAGCGUAUG
Messenger RNA from Fomitopsis serialis, 467 nucleotides. RefSeq lists its product as uncharacterized. Lineage: Eukaryota; Fungi; Basidiomycota; Agaricomycetes; Polyporales; Fomitopsidaceae. The transcript has a single exon. Bases 199 to 402 code for a protein of 67 amino acids. The record is from RefSeq and is a predicted model, not a curated record.